AUGUCCCUCGUCGUCCCAGAGGCGCAUCACAUUUUGCGUCUUCUCAAUACCAACGUUGACGGAAAGCGCAAGGUCCAAUAUGCCUUGACCGAGAUCAAGGGUGUGGGUCGAAGAUACGCAAAUAUCGUCUGCAAAAAGGCCGAUAUCGAUCUCAAGAAGCGUGCCGGUGAACUCAACUCGGACGAGCUUGAGCGAAUCGUCAACAUUAUGCAAAAUCCUACCCAGUUCAAGAUUCCGCUGUGGUUCUUGAACAGGCAAAAGGACAUUACCGAUGGCAAAUACGGCCAAUUGCUGUCCAACGCCGUCGACUCGAAGCUUCGUGAUGACUUGGAGCGUCUCAAGAAGAUUCGUGCUCACCGUGGUCUCCGACACUUCUGGGGAACUCGUGUCCGUGGUCAGCACACCAAGACGACUGGUCGUCGUGGAAAGACUGUCGACAGAGAUGAAACCGAGGAAUCUUGGGACGCGAUGCAACGCGGCCUCGCGCGGUUCAAAGCCAUUGUUCGUGGUGGCGCAUAUCGCCACGAUAGCUUCGUACCAAGCCUACGAUUCGUCGUGAGGUAUAUCACGGGUCCAUUGCUUUCCGAGCGAGGCCGUCUCUCUGCCGUCGCGAUUGAACUGGUUUCUACCCUUGCUUCUGCUCUGGGGCGCCGGUUUGAUCCGCUCAUGCAAGGGUUUGCUCCGACUUUGAUGAAACUGUGUCAGCGUCCGAACAAAGUAGUCAUCACACGCACCCACAGCUGCAUCACCACCAUUAUCAAGCAGACGAGACUACCUUCACUUCUUCCCUUUCUUCGUGAUGCCGUCAAGGACAAGAGCGUCACAUUACGCACUGUCGCUUCCGAGUCUGCAUAUCUGUGCAUGUCUAGCAUCGAGGAGGACAAGCUACUCACUAAAAUAUCGGAUAUAGAGCAAAUUAUUAAAGUGGCCAGUCGAGAUGCGAAUCCAGAGGUUCGAAAGCACGCUCGUGCCAUUCUACAAGAGUACAAGGAAAAGUUUCCCGACCGCUAUGAGACGUUUAUUUCCCCUUUGACGCCAGUGACGAAAAAGUACCUUGAUAUCAAGACGUUGACCCUCCCCUCGACUGCCCCCCCACUUAAUCUAAUGGCACCAGCAAAGAACCCUGGACCUUCUAAACUCAGAGCACCACCGGAACGUCCUUCAUCAUCCAUGUCAAAUCAUUCCUCCCGAAAUCCGGACAGUCGUCCAGGCAGCGCACUUCGGCACGUUGCACCAGCAUCUUUACCGCCGAGACCACAAUCUGCAACGCUUAUUCGACCGCGCAUGGUCCCUACUUCUGCCGUUGAUAAUGUCGCAGCCGCACACUCGCGCGGCACAGGCACGAGACCCUUGAGUGUUGACGCAAGCUCGCUUUUUGGCCAUAUUCCAAGGCAAACCCCUACAGAGCGACCUCGGUCGAUGCUCAGCGGAGUCAGCCAACAGCGAUUGGAUCUCCAGCGACAGCAAUCACGGGAAAGGCUUGCGGCUGUUUCCAAUACUGUCACGUUUCCUUCCAGCUCUUUACACACUGAAGUGCAUGCAGACGAACCGCGACAUCGUCAACGCAAUAUCUCGACGACAGACAGACAGGCAGAGGCGGAACGCGCGAAGAAGGUACUGCACGACAUGUUACCAACAGAGCGACAUCACGAAGCUCUGUCAAGGCCAGGAAGAGCUGGUCCAGACAAACCCGCCUUCAUCAGGCCGCAUCUCUUGUCUAACGAAGAGCUGGGAACAGCUGGUCAUAUACAACGACCAGUCUCUGUCGUUUUCGACUCUUCAGGAGCACCUGUUGAUCCCCAUCGGCCCACCCAAUCAAACCCGUCAAAUAUUCCAUCUUCGGCGUCUAAAGUGAGACCACAAGUUGUGUACAUGCCAACGACAGAAGCGGAUCACCCACCCAAACCCAAGGCAGUAAAGACAUGGUCGCUGAGCUAUCAGCUGGAGAUGAUGCAAAAGCGUCGGAGAGGGGAGGAGGCCAAGGCGGAGACACCGGCAUUGCAGUCCCCACAGACAGAGGCGAAUCUCGAGUCCGUGGAGGUCAUCGAAGCGGCUGCAAAGGAUCAAGAGAGGGAGUCUCCUCAAGAAAAUGUAAAAGAGAUAUCGCCUGCGACGACUGAACCGUCCCCCUCGAACGAGGAACCGACGUCAGUUGUCAACGAACCAGCUGCUGCUGUUCCUGGAGUGCCUAUCGUCUCUCCUGUAGCAUUUCCUUCUUCUGAUUUGGAGCAAGUCACAAAGGAGCCAGCGCCGGCGAAGAUCAUCGCACCCGAGCCUCCUCGCCCUGCCUCUCGAGCUCGAGUCGCAUCGACUGCCAGCAGUACAGCAAGAUCAAUAGCACCAUCGCAAUCUAAUGCACGCCCCGUCGCAUCUCAUGGACCCAAGUCUUCUGUAGAUGUGAAGCUCCCAGUGCGGGUUCCUUCGCGGAAUGGAACACAACCUCAAGGUUUCGUACCGAAGCGAACCACAAAGCAGUCUAUCACUCAACCGACAAAAUCCCAAGCCGCACGCGCUCAAGUUCUCAAGGAGGAGAAGGAGAAAGCCGCUGGUUCGAAAUCGGUGGCUGCCUCGGGACUGAAAUCUAGCCAGACAGGCCCGAAGCCAAAAAUAGUCGAUAAUGCCCCACGACGAGAUGCAUCUACGCCGGUUCCCUUUGAACCCAAGAAUGGGGACAAUCAGCAUAUGAUAGUUUCCAAUAAUUCUGAACCUUUCAAGCCCUCUCGGGUAUCGAAAAAACCACCAGUUCCCACCGUAGUCUCGCUUGUCAAGGCUCAUGCGGCGAAGAGGGAAGUCGGACUUGCCCAAGUCAAACGUCGGCUGGGUGGCGCAGCUCCGACAAAGGACACCAUCCCGCCCUCUAAACGCGCUCAGUUGGCAAAUUCUACGCUGUCUCGGAAGCCACCUCUCCCCAAGUUUGAGCCCAAGUCGCGCGGUGCACGAGAUGCGCUGGAUGAGCCGACAGCAAUAUGA
Molecule: messenger RNA, 2970 nt
Organism: Serendipita indica DSM 11827
Lineage: Eukaryota; Fungi; Basidiomycota; Agaricomycetes; Sebacinales; Serendipitaceae
Source: the annotation of a GenBank genome assembly